AUGCAGAAGCGUUCAAAGACAGAAAUACCUCCUAUGAAACUCCGUCUUUUGGAUAUGGAUGAAGUUACAGAGCAUGAACCAUCCCGAAAUGUAGGUCAUCCAGCAAUGACAUGGACAUUCGCUAUGGUUGUUACUGGGAAAAGUGGUACAGGUAAAACUAAUUUACUUGCGAACCUUGUUCUUGGUGAUAAGGAUGAAUAUGUGCAAAAGGGGAAGAAAGGCGGGUCUAGAUAUAUCCGCUGUGAUGACCUGAUUAUAUGCGGUUAUCAUCCAGACGAACCAAAAUGGGCAUAUGUUAGAUAUAUAUAUGAUAAGAUUUCGAAAGACCCAAGAGCGCCUUACUAUGAGGAUAUUAAACUGGCCAGUGGCAUCCCGGAACCUGGCACUCAUUCGUACAUUCUCAAAACUCUCAUCGUGCCAGAA
Messenger RNA from Acaulospora morrowiae, 423 nucleotides. Lineage: Eukaryota; Fungi; Glomeromycota; Glomeromycetes; Diversisporales; Acaulosporaceae. The record is from the annotation of a GenBank genome assembly.